Molecule: messenger RNA, 3102 nt
Organism: Micromonas pusilla CCMP1545
Lineage: Eukaryota; Viridiplantae; Chlorophyta; Mamiellophyceae; Mamiellales; Mamiellaceae
Exons: 5
Coding region: 1-3102 (1033 amino acids)
Biological process (GO): intracellular signal transduction; cyclic nucleotide biosynthetic process
Cellular component (GO): cytoplasm
Molecular function (GO): adenylate cyclase activity
Source: RefSeq, a predicted model, not a curated record
AUGUCGUCGACGUCCCCGCCGAUCUCGCCGUGCGUCAAAUCCCCUCCCCCCGCGGCGCGGCGCUCCGUCUCCAUCUCCGCGCUCGAGCGCAAGCUCCGCACGUACGCGUCGCACGUCCCGAACCUCGUGCUCUCGCACGUCGCGCGGCGCGAGCGCGAGCGCGAGCGCGGGGAAGACGGAACGCCAUCCGUCGCGGCGGCGGCGUCCGAGUUGGCGUCGGUUCCCGCGAAAAGCGAGACGUUUCCCGCCGCGGUGCUCUUUCUCGACAUCGUCGGAUACGUGAAGCUGACGUCGGCGACGCAUCGCGGCACGGAGUUGCGCGAGGCCAGGGACGCCGCGCUGGACGGGACGCUGACGCGUUCGAUGACGUGGCGCAGCGAGAGCCACGCGCGCGCGCGCGGCGUCGUCGACUCGACGCAGCUCGCGGGACUCACGGGGGAGACGAUGCGCGACGUCGUCAACGCGUGCUUUGAAAACGCGCUGGCGACGAUUCGCGCGCGGGGGGGGGACGUGUUGAAGAACGGCCCUCGCGGGGCGUCUUCCGCGCCUCCGCGCGGGGCGCCGCGGUCGGCGCGGUCCGUGACCCCGAGCCCUCUGGGCGUCGCGACGUUGCGCGCGAUCGAGUGCGCUUUAGAAAUCCUAACCGACGCGAACGAGCGGUUACCUUUCAAUCCGUCCAUCCCCGACGCGCGUUUGAAAGCGUGCGUCGGCGCGGGAGAGCUCGCGUCCGCGCACGUCGGCGGCGGCGGCGACGGCACGCGGUGGGAGUUCCUCGUCGCGGGCGAGCCGCUUCGACAGAUCGAGCGCGUCGCGUCGCUCGCGCGGCCGGGGCAGGUCGUCAUCGCGGAGGAGGUCCUCAGCGUGGACGGCGUGAAGGAGCGGAUGACGUGCUCAUCGAUGGCGGCGACGACGCCGCCGACGGCGGUGGCGGCGGCGCCGGCGGUGGCGGCGGCGGCGGCGGCGGCGCCGGCGGGCGCGGCGGAGAGCGAGGAGUGCCGUCGCUCGUCGUUCGACGAAGGUCCCCCGUUCGCCGUGCUCGCGCGCGCGACGAGUUUCACGUACUCGCUGUCGACGGGGUCGAAGUUCGGGGACUCGACGGCGCUCGACGACGGCGCGCUCGCUCCGAUCGCGCACGUCGUGGACGGCGUGCGACGCUCUCGCUACGAAGAAGACGAAGAGGAAAACGAUUUCGAAAACGUCAAAGAAGCGACGUCGACGUCGGCGCCGGCGGGUUCUUCCCGCGACGCGCUCGCGGAGGCGCUCGAGGGCUCCAGCGCGUCGUCGCGCGAGGCGAUCGCGGCCGCGCUCGCGAGGUACAUCCCGCGGUCUGCGCACGCGACGGACCCUCGAAGCGUGAACAUGCGGUGGCUCGGGGAGAUUCGGCAGUGCUCCGUGCUCUUCAUGAAUUUCACGGCGGCGGCGGCGGACAAAGACGAAUCCGAAUCCGAAUCCGAAUCCGAAUCCGUGGUAACGUUCGCGAAUAAAGCGUUACGAGUCGCCCAAGACGUCCUACACAAGCACAGCGGCUGCGUCCGCCAGUGCAUCGUGGACGACAAAGGCGGCAUCACCCUCGUCGCGUGCUUCGGACUCCCCGCGAGCACGCACGAGGACGACCCCUGGCGCGCGGUGGCCACGGCGAUGACGACGAAAUCAGGCGCGUUCCACGCACUGCCCUCGCUUUCAAACCCCGCCCGCGACGCCUUUCAACUCCGGCUGACGCCUUUCAACUCCACCCCGACGGCGCUUCGCACGGAACGGCCCUCAGAAACCGCCGCGAAAGGCGUCCAAACGCGCACCGGCGUCGCGACCGGCGAGGCGUUCUGCGGGUACGUCGGGACCAGACAGCGGUGCGAGUACGCGCUGUACGGCGACGUCGUGAACACCGCGGCGAGGUUCAUGUCGAACACGGCGAACGACGGCAUCUUAGUGUGCGAGACGACGAGGGCGCGGUGCGCGACGCGCGUGGCGUUCGGCCCGGAGAGACGGCUGACGUUGAAAGGGAAAGAGGGCGUCUUGAUCCCGGCGUUCGCGCCGCUGCGGAUGCACACGCGGCGGUCGAGCCUGCGUCCGAGCUCGACGAUCGCGUCCGGCGGCGGCGAUGGCUGUGGUGGCGAUCGUAACGGACGAUCGAUGUCCGUUUCGACCCUGCCGCCGACCGCGGCGGGGUAUCUUCGCGCGCGGAUCAGCGCGUUGCCGCCGCGGACGCAGCUGAUCGCGAAGCACGCCGCGGUGAUCGGACGAGCGUUCGAUCUGACCGCGCUCGCCGCGGUGAGCCGAGAUUGCGGGCAUCUCGACGUGACCGUCGACGCGGCGCGGCGCGCGGCGAGAGAGCUCGUCGACGUCGGCGUGUUCGCGUUCGUCGACCUCCGUCGCGGCGACGACGACGAAGCGCCCGCCUUCGGCGGCGGCGGCGGCGGCGUCGCGUUCACGAGCGACGUCGUGCAGAGCGUCGUGUACGGGCUGCUCCCGUACGCCGCGCGACAGCCCGUGCACGUCGCGAUCGCGCGGCGACUGGAGGCAGCGCACGGCGGGGCGGGCGACGACGAUCGUAACGGACGAUCGAUGGACGUUACGAUCCCCACCGUGCCGCUCGACGCCGCGUCGUCGCUCGCGUACCACUGGACGCGAGGCGGUCGGUCGGGACGCGCGAUCGAGUACCUCGCGCGCGCGGGCGAGGUCGCGACGCGAGUUGGGGACGUCGCGGACGCGGCGACGUUCUACGAGAGAGCGCUCGAGCUCGCGCGCGGCGGCGGCGGCGGCGGCGGCGGAGAGAAGCGUUUGACGACGUCGUUGAGACGCCUCGCGCGAGCGCGCGGCGGGAACGACGCCGCCGCGGCCGCCGCGCCGCGCGAGCGGCGCGAGACGAACGAGACGACGACGACGACGACGAAGGCGUCGGCGGCCGCCUCGGCGCCCUCGGCGAAGGACGCCCUCGCCUCGCGCGACGACGACGACGCGGACGACGGAACGAACGCGGGAGGGUGCUUCGCCGCGCUGCGGCGCCGGCGCGCGAGAUCCGAACGCCGCAGACCCGCGCGCCGCGCGAGGUUCUCGAGCAACAAGAUCAAGCCGUCCGCGCGCGUCGUGCGCGUGGACGGCUGA